UUUAGCAAAACUUCGGGCCCACCUGGCACCGAAAACAAUUUAAUAAACUAUAGCAUAGCCGUAAUGUUAAAAUAGAAAAUAUGCAUAGAAAAUUACAAGUUCACAAUGUUUUAUUUUUUAAUCAAUUGAAUAAUCGGUGAAUUAAAUUAAUUGAACAAUGUAUUAUUCUCGAUGUGUAUUUAUGUUUUAAUCUAAAACUACGCGCGUUAUAUUCUAACUUGGCCUAUUCAUUCGGAUUUAGUAGCCUCAAGUUUUUUAGGCUACUAAAUCGAGAUAGGCUAUCGUCAACCUUGGGCUGUGUUGCAACUUGUGAAACGAAAGUGAUACUAUUUUCUGUGGCGUCGCGAGUUGGCACAAAACGACCAUGAGAUUUUCGUAUAGAUGAUAUUCAUCCAACAAAGGCCUAUUUCCUGCUGUGUAGGACACACUGCGUUUGACCGGGUGAAGCAAGAAGACUUAAAUCAACAUGGCAGAAAAUGACGUUGACAUGCUGGAUGUGUGUGAUAAUUCUGACCCAGCCUUGGCUGCCAGUAGAGCACCGCACUAUCCACAAUGGACGUCUCCUAGCCCCCAUGGGAGAGGUGAUAUGACCUAUUCUUCAGGAACAAGUGGGGAGCCAGUGAUAGUAACACAGCCACAUUCAUGUCCUAGCAGUCACACCCAAAGGACUGUUUUGACUGAUAAGCAAAAGAACCUGUAUUUGACAGAUGAUGAAUCUGAAGAAGGACUGGAUACACCACCCCAGGAUCUGAAUCAAGCUAAGGUUGAAGAGAGAAAGCAGCCAUCAGCAUCUCCAGAUGAGGCUACAGUCUACGUCACUGUGAAGUGGCCUAGGAAAGACCUUCCACCAAAAUGGGAAUCUACACUAGAGAAAACUCUCCAGUCAUGGCUCAAUAAAGACUUUGGUGAUAAGACUACAGAUUGUACCUUGAAAGGUCUUUAUUACAAUGGGUCAUGGGCUGAGGUCAAGAUAACUCCCUCAACAGAUCUAAAAGUACUUCUGAAUCAGAGGGCAACACAGAUGACUUUCAAAGACCAGGCCAAGACAACCGCUACUGUGCAGUUUCACAAGACUGCACCAUCUACAUCCUGGAACCAAUCAGACUUUAAACCUAGCUCAAUGGAUGGCUCUCCUCCAACAUCACACACUCCACAGGAUGUCAAACUCCCAAUGACUGUAAGGACUAUCAUUGAUCUCAGUGGCAUCCCACAUGAAGCACAGGUUGCCCUUCAGACCAGGUUCAGUCAGUACCACACUUAUCACUCACUGACCUUUACUGGGAACUUUGAGGAAGUGGAGAAGUUCCAAAGAAAGGUGAACAAGGUCAUCAAGGAAGCUGAGGCUAGGCCAGCAGGUGAUUGGAAUGGUUUAGCAGCGACACCAAGUAUGACUCACAAGGGAAUGAACACCCAUGAAGCCCCUGGGCAAACAGAAAUGAGCUUUCCAGUCCCACUGACCCUCUUUGGGUACAUUAACCAGGCCUACCAGAAGGAGAUGGAGGACAUACAGAAAAGAAAUGGAGUCAAAAUCAAUGCAGAUGUGAAGGUGUCCAUCAAAGAAGAUUCAGAGAAAACAGGCAGAGAUUGUCUGCUGCCCAAAGCCUACCAGGAGUUAAUUGACCUCUUCCAGAAGUGUGCAGGUGAUUUUCACAGCAACUCCGCACAUCUGCCACACAUGAAUCUAGAAGACCUCCAGAAUACGCUGAAGAACAUCCAGAAUGAGGAGUCCAGGCUGGUGCUGAAUGUGUCCGCCAACAGUUGCAAUGUGUUUGGGCCGAAGCAGAGCAUGGUAGCAGUCAGGAAGGCUUUUGGGGUGGGCCACAGCUCCACAGUGAAGACCUUCGGAAUGGAUCACAGCUCCACAGAUGAGGCCUUUGGAUCUGGAAGGAGAUCUACAGAGAUUCCACAGAAGAUUGUACUUGACAUCAAAGACCCACUGGUGUCAAGUGGGCUGUCCAUGGACCCAGCCCACUGGGAGAUGAUUCAAAAAAUAUUUGAUGAACAAAUAAAAGCAAUCCAAAAUAAAUUUGGAGUAGUUUUCAUGAAUAAUCCCUCUCAGGGGAAGGUCAGAGUGACAACCAGACCUAUCAAGUCCCAACACACUGCCUCUCUGGAAAGCCACGCCAUCAGAGCUCUCAUGCACCUCUACCAGAAGGUUGCCACGUCAACAAUGAGCUGCUAUCUGCUAGACACUACCCAGGCAGGGACCGUGGGGGAUAUGCUGGAGAAGAUCCGCUCUCGACACCAAUGUGUUGGGGCAGGAGAAAAAUACGGUCCCUGGAGGCUGAUUGGCCUACCGGAGCAUUUAGGCCCUGCUGUCAAAGAGCUUGAAGAGAAGCUGGGUGGGCCUGUGUUUAAAGAGGAAGACAAGCAGAGGAUUGUGUAUCCUGAAGACUUCAACACUGGAGCAGCUGAGGUGGGAGCAGCUGGAGAAGCGACAUGCCCCAUAUGCAUGGAUAUAUUUACCAACAAGGAGAAGUUGUCGUGCACCCAUGAGUUUUGUAAAGAGUGUCUGAGGCGGUCAGUGGAAUCCAUGGGCCCCAGCUGUCCUGUGUGUAAGGAUGUGUACGGGAAGGUGGAGGGAGACCAGCCUGAUGGAACAAUGACACACACUAUUUCUUACACCAACCUACCUGGAUUCACUCAAUGUGACACGAUAGUUAUCAACUAUGAUAUUCCAGAUGGAAAACAGACGAGAAAACAUCCCAACCCUGGAAAGCACUUCUAUGGGACCCAAAGAAGGGCUUAUCUACCCAAUAACAUAGAGGGGAAUGAGGUCCUGAAGCUGCUGAAGAAAGCAUUUAAUCAGAGGCUGAUUUUCACAGUUGGGAUCUCCAGAACCACUGGGGCAGAAAACGUAGUGACCUGGAAUGACAUUCACCACAAAACCAACAUCGGAGGAGGGGCACAAAGUUUCGGCUAUCCUGACCAUGACUACCUGAGCAGAGUGAAAGAUGAGCUGAAAGCCAAAGGCAUCAAAUGAAGACAUUUUUGGAAAUAGAACAGAAGACUAGUUCAGUUGAGAUUCGAAGCUGCAUACUUUAAAAUUAUACAGAGAGGGGAAAGCUAUACUACGGAAUCACGAUGUUUGUUGAUUGUUUGCCAUAUCACUGUUCCCUCUCUGGGUUCUGACAAUACUACAGUACAAGAGUCUCUUGGAAAAUGUUUUGCUGUCAGGGACCUUUUUGGUUAAGAAUCUUUGUUUUAUGAAGCCAUUUGUCUAAAUGUCAACUUUCGAGGGAUUUAGUUUUGAUUGGUAUACUGGUAUUAUUUUAGAUGCUUGGAUCUAGGCUAACGUGUGAGCUAUGACGAAAUAUGGAACAUUCAUCUUGUUUAAUUAUUAUGUCAGUGCUUUUAAAUAGAAUGGUAACAUUCAGAUUUAAAAUCAACCUCAACAUAUUAUAAUUAUCAGUUGGUGAUCUCAUUAUUAGAUAAACAGAUCCACUUGCUCACUUAAGGCCCAAUAAAUGUGUUCUUGUGUGAUUAACUCAAGUUUGUUUGAUGAUUGGUAAUGAAAAUAAAAAGUAAAUUUAA
Messenger RNA from Oncorhynchus mykiss (rainbow trout), 3534 nucleotides. The record is from RefSeq and is a predicted model, not a curated record. NCBI's taxonomy places the organism in Eukaryota, Metazoa, Chordata, Actinopteri, Salmoniformes, Salmonidae.